AUACUGGAGCGCUGUGCCUGUAUCUUACCUACCGAGGGCGUGCACGAGAACCACUCUAACACCCGAGUACCCACCGACAAGUGACAUAAACACGCUCCAGAACACCGGUUUACCGUGACCUAUUGUGCUUUGCUGUAGAUACUCUUGUUUGUUUUUCGUCGCGUCCGCUCUCCGGUUUCCUGUGGUUCCGAUUAAUUUUUUUUAUCCCUUUUCCAACGCAAGUGUUCCGAAGGAGGAUACCGUCCAGCAGUGUCCCGAAACAGACGGAGAUACAGAUUUCUGUGGUCAUGAUGCGCCGGCGGUUGAGUUUCAUCGGCAGUGGCGAGUGUUGCGAACCGGGCGCGCUCACCGAGUGCAUCGUCGAGUCCGACAUCCAGCGGCAGAUACGCGACAGGUUCGACGAAGAGUGUCCGUACUCGUUGACUAGGAAGUCGGUACGGAACAGCCCUCGGGCCCGGAACUGCAACUCGCAAGUAUGGCAGGUGGCUGUCAACACGGUGGCCAAGAAGCGCGACACGCUGAGGCGUAGCGUCAGCUCGGUGUUCAGGUCCAUGAACAAACUCAGGACUGGAUUCAAAGUGGCCGCUCAGAAAUUACGACCAUCGACUAGACGUCGCUUCAAAUUGGACGAGUCACCUUUGACUCCCAACACACCUAGAACACGGUCCAAGUGUUUGUUGGGCAGAACACCUACCAAGAUGUAUAGUCCUUUUGCUAUUGAUACGCCACCGUCGUUGCGUAGACGAUUUGCUUAUAGAAGAAAUAAAAAUAUUGAAACUGAAAGUAAUAAAUCAGUGAAUGGGAAAAGUGAAUCUAACAGUUAUGGAAUAACAAAUAAUGAAAAUAAGCAACCAAACAUUAAUUCAAAUAAAAAAGAUGAAAAUUACGGAAGCUUAAUUUAAGUAUUAAUUGCUUAAGAGUACUGCACACUAUUGUAUUUUUUGCAGAAAACUUAUUAAAAGUAUACUGUUUUUGUAUACUGGCUAUGUUGUUUUUGCAUAACACAUUUUACGUAUUAUUUUUGUAUUAUCUAUUUUAAUUUUUAAAUAUUUAAAUUAAUGUUCCUUUUCAAUAUAAUUAGAAAACAU
This is a messenger RNA of Rhopalosiphum maidis (corn leaf aphid), 1088 nucleotides long. RefSeq lists its product as uncharacterized. The transcript is spliced from 3 exons. The coding region runs from base 288 to 902 and encodes 204 amino acids. The record is from RefSeq and is a predicted model, not a curated record. Lineage: Eukaryota; Metazoa; Arthropoda; Insecta; Hemiptera; Aphididae.